AUGGAGGCCGUAGCGUACGACAACCACAACCACUCGAGCUACGCCCGAAUCCACCAAAACUCGCAUCACCAAUAUCCUCAUUCUUCGACUUCGCCUCUUCCCGUGCCUGGGACCCAUGGCAAUUCCCGCUACCAGCACGAGCUUGAAGGCGAGGGGCAUUAUCCGAUCCACGAUGCUCUACCGCCAUCAACCCCGAUUCAUGUCUCGACAAGCUUCCCUAUGUCCGAAGUCGAGACGGUGUUUUCCAACAAUCAAGCACCGUCGACUCAGGCCAGCGUAAUAGACAUGUCGGGCCCGCCUCCGCCUUCUCAUCCUCCUCCACCAUGGAAACCUGGCCUUGACAUUCCACCACCACCACCACCACCACCACCUCCUCCUCCUCCGCCACGUCUAUUCUAUCUUCGACCUCCAACUGUAUCAUCUCCGUCAUCCCCGCACGCGUCAAGUCGCCCCUCGUUCUAUCUACCGCCGCCUCCACCUCCACCUCAACCACCACCUGGCAAUUUCAUCACCAAUACAAAUCUACGCCCACCAUUCACAUAUAACCUUGACACGGUUUCACCUCCACAGCGGCUCUCUCAGCAGACAUUGCCGACGCCACCACCUCGAAUGACCUUUAGUUCUGUAUCCAAUUCUCCAGGUGAUGCACCCGCUCAGACUCAAACACCAAAUUUGGGACCACCGAGAGGAUUUGUUAGCUUUGGACCACCACACAGCGCUCACCAGUCGCGAAACAAGAGUAAUCUGGCAUUCCACUUGGCCCCAAAAGCAUCAACUCAGCCCGAACUUCGGGAUACCACUUCUACAUCUCAAUCUUCAAACCAUACAAUCCCGCGGUUAAUUGAUGAUGAGGUAUCUUUCUCUGAUUCUCUGUCCGAUGAGGACUCUCUUGUCCUCCGAAACUCGCGUCAGUUUCCCCCUCUAUAUCCUACAGCUUCCAAUUUGAAUCCACAAGGAGGAAAUCGUAAGACUUCUAUGACAACUCGUAUAACCAACUGGAUAUCUGAAUAUGAGCGAGAUCGCGCCCCGAAAGAUCGCCUGGAAUUGAGCACCAGCCUCGAUCCUGUCUUGGAAACCACCAGGGGUAGCAGAAGUCAUCGAUCGAAAGGGUCUGCCCCUGCUGAGGAUACUUUGGAGCUACUCUGGGUCAAACUCAAAGAUCAACGGGUCAAGUUGAACGACAUCAAGAGCCAAAUGGCCAAGAAGCGAAAAAGAUUAAGAGAGUUGAGGAGACAGAGGGACGAUGCAGACAAUACAUUCAUGGGUGUCGUUCGACCCAUGCUGAUUGCUCAACAAGGGCAGAUAGUAACAGGACCUGCCACUCUGGAACGACAUCUGGCAGAGCUGCAGCGGCUGAGAACUGAAUACCAAGCCUAUGAAAACGAUUACGAAGAUCUUGAGAUCACCUUGGAUGAAGAAGAGGAAAUCCUCAACAGGCUAGAGAUUCGAUUCUUUAGUUUGCUUGCGGUUGGCCAAGCCGUUCCUCUCGAGCAGCCUCCUGAAGAAGACGACAAAAAGCAUGAGGAAGAUAAGAAUGUUCCCAAUGAUCUAAUGGGCAUAUCUCCAGAUGGCCCAUCCGAGGAUCUGCAUCCUAUGUAUCUGGAUCUCAUGGCUGCAGUCGGUGACCUUGAGAACGCCAAGGAAGAGCUUGACGAGCUACUAUUUCUCAAGGAGCAGCAUGAGGGAGAAUUAAAGAUGAAGGCAGCCGCGGGUAUGGAGCUGAACGAGGCUGAGAUCGAAUUCUUCGAUGAGUUCCCUCUGGAAGAGCAAGAAAUGCGCAACAGUGUCACCAGCCUGCAGCGACAAGCAACUGCUCUCCGAAAGCUGUGCGAGGAAAAGGGAGUGAUGCAAAAGCAUUUGUCGUCACGCGUUGCUUAUCUUCUCAAUCCUGAAAAUGGGUAUGAGGACAUAGAACUCGAUGACGCCUCCGUGAUACUGCGCAGCCGGACAGAUCUUGCACAUCCCACAUUCCCUGUUCUUCUGAGCCAGCCUGAACACGUUAUGGCUGACGAAUUCCCCCUGACACCGCGUGAUGCACUCAAGGCAGCAGCAGCCCUACCGGUGACUGACCCGGGGAAACCAAGCCGCAUGCAGCUUGCAUCCAAAGAGUAUUCCAUCGAUCGGCUAAUGCUGGAUCAUGGAGAGGGUGGCAAGGGUGAUUUUAUUAAUAGAUGGCUUUUGCACCAGCUUAGGCUGUCGUCAGUGAAUGCGCUGCUUCUCCAUACAACCUUCACCAAGAGUCGGGGACUCAAGAUCCGUGAUCUUGAUCGCUGGCAGAGUGAUGUACUGCACUAUUGGUGGAACGACGAGGGUGCAGAACUACCAGAAGACAUGACGCAGCUUGUAACAAGCGAACACUCGAAUGACGGCUCAAGAAUUGGAACGAACCAGCUCUCAAGGGCAGUGACCUAUACCCCAGGCGUGUCGGGCGGUAGACAGAGCCUAUUGACGUCGAGCAGUGUCGCACAUUCUGCCUGGUGA
This is a messenger RNA of Fusarium subglutinans, 2481 nucleotides long. RefSeq lists its product as uncharacterized. Bases 1 to 2481 code for a protein of 826 amino acids. Lineage: Eukaryota; Fungi; Ascomycota; Sordariomycetes; Hypocreales; Nectriaceae. The transcript has a single exon. The record is from RefSeq and is a predicted model, not a curated record.